Molecule: messenger RNA, 946 nt
Organism: Chrysochloris asiatica (Cape golden mole)
Lineage: Eukaryota; Metazoa; Chordata; Mammalia; Afrosoricida; Chrysochloridae
Gene: TAC1
Product: tachykinin, precursor 1
Exons: 6
Coding region: 4-396 (130 amino acids)
Biological process (GO): tachykinin receptor signaling pathway
Source: RefSeq, a predicted model, not a curated record
AACAUGAAAUUCCUCGUGGCCGUGGCAGCCUUUUUUCUCGUCUCCACUCAACUGUUUGCAGAAGAAAUCAGAGCCAACGAUGAUCUGAAUUAUUGGUCCGACUGGUCCGACAGCGACCAGAUGAAGGAGGAGCUGCCCGAGCCCUUUGAGCACCUUCUGCAGAGAAUCGCCCGGAGACCCAAGCCUCAGCAGUUCUUUGGAUUAAUGGGCAAACGGGAUGCUGAUUCCUCAAUUGAAAAACAAGUGGCCCUGUUAAAGGCGCUUUAUGGGCAUGGCCAGAUUUCUCAUAAAAGGCAUAAAACAGAUUCCUUUGUUGGACUAAUGGGCAAAAGAGCUUUAAAUUCUGUGGCUUAUGAAAGGAGUGCAAUGCAAAAUUAUGAAAGAAGACGUAAAUAAACUCCUUAAUGUAUUAUUUAUUGAACUUCAUUUGUGUCAAUGGCCAAUGAAAGGUAAAAUAAAAGGAAUAAUUAUUUAUUUAAUAAUAACUGUUGUUUGAGUUGAGAACUCAAAAAAAGUGUUUAUUUUUCAUAUUGUGCCAAUAUGUGUUGUAAAACAUGUGUUGUAAUUCUAAGAUGAUUACUCCUACUGAACUGAAAAUCUGGCAAUUUCUCCACAAAGCACAGUAUUCAAUAAAAUUGUAAAGCCUUCCAAUGUUAUAGUCUCUCAAGAAAUAAAUUGUAUUUGUUUCUUGGAUGCAGUCACAUCAGCUCCUGCUGAAAAGGAAGGAAACAGCUGUAUAUAUAGUCUUGUGCUUCCCUGUUUGUUUACACAGUGAACAUGUACUGAGAUUUUGGUAUCAAGCUAUAUUUGUACCCCUGAAGCAUGUUUCAUGUUUUGUGACUAUAUAGAGAUGUUUUCAGAAGUUACUAUGUCAUUUGAAAGUCUUUGUUUCAUUGUAUGGUGUAUUGUGAUAGUUAAUGUUUUAAAUAAAAGAAAAAAUAUCUUG